AUGAUGCCCAACACAUCUUGGAGCCAGGCCGCUGGCAUACCACAUGCAUAUGCAUCGUAUUCCUCUGCACCGAAUGCCACCCCAGCCUACACCUCUGUCUCUGUUCGGCAAUCUUUCGGGCCUGUAGCUCCAGCCCAGCACUCGUAUUCCCCAUCACAAGGAACCUCUUACUCGUCGCACUCAGGAGCCACAUCGACGACUACCGAGACAGCCGCUCAACCGGCUGAGCAAUCGAAAAAGAUUGACUGGCCCCUUUCCGUUCGACAAUAUGUUGCUAGAUCUUUCCUGCCUGACAAUAUGGACCAUACCGUUGACCGUGCCGAGAUGGAGGCCAAGUUGAAAGAGACGAUCUCGAAUGCUCACCAAACCGGUGUUAUGUACACAACGGAUUGGGAUAAAUACCCCCUCCCCCAGGAGCUGAUCAAGCAAGAGCGCCUGGCUUCGUUAAUGUCCACGACGGUAGCUCUCCCCAACACGACAUGGAAUGUUGCAACCCCUGCCCAGAAGAAGAGGAAGUCCAGCGACAUGUCCUCGGAUGGCCUGCCUGGCGCUACGGCGCCGUGGCAGUCAGCCAAGAGCAAUCCGCUUGAGAGUCGCGUUUCGUAUCAAUCACCCGACAAGCGUCCUGCCCCCGGAGCAUCGUCAAACAAGGCUGCUAUGAGUAAGUUCCAAAAGCAGCUGGAAAAGCGUCAACGCCGAUUCGAUGGAGGCUACAAGUCAACGUACCGUUCUCCCAGCCCUCCUCCUUCAGAUGGGCCUAUUGUCGGCACAUGCCAGACGCUUGAAAAGCGUUACCUCCGUCUGACCGGGCCACCCGUUAUUUCCCAAGUGCGGCCCGAGCCGAUCCUUCAUCAAACUCUUGAUCUGCUGAAGAAGAAGUGGAGGAAGGAGUCCAACUACUCAUAUAUUUGCGAUCAGUUCAAAUCCUUACGCCAGGACCUUACAGUGCAACACAUCAAGAACGAGUUCACCGUUUCCGUAUACGAGAUCCACGCGCGCAUUGCUUUGGAAAAAGGGGAUUUGGGUGAGUAUAAUCAGUGUCAGACUCAACUGCGUGCUUUGUACCAGCUGGGUCUGAAAGGCAAUCCCCUCGAGUUCAAAGCCUAUCGUAUUUUGUAUUUUAUUCAUACUGCCAAUCGUUCAGCCUUGAACGACGCUUUGGCAGAUCUAACCCCAGCAGAAAAAGAGGAGAGGCCUCUGAAACAUGCCCUCAAUGUACGCUCAGCCUUGGCCUUGGGCAACUACCAUCGAUUCUUCCAGCUGUAUCUGGACACGCCAAAUAUGGGUGCCUACCUGAUGGAUAUGUUUGUUGGCCGUGAGCGUCUUGCAGCCCUGUGUAACAUCUGCAGAGCGUAUAAACCUGACGUGAAUCUUCGAUUCGUCACUGAAGAACUUGGUUUCGAAUCCGACGCGGAGGCAGUGCAAUUCAUUAUUGAUCAUAAUGGCCAAGAUCUACUCGAAGAGCGGCCUGAUUACAUCGCCUUUGCUACCGGCAAGGCUGGUCAGCGUUUCGAAGCCUUGAAGGCAGAGGCUUUCCGUAGAGUCGACAUCAAAGGCCAAAUAUGA
This is a messenger RNA of Pyricularia pennisetigena, 1566 nucleotides long. RefSeq lists its product as uncharacterized. The record is from RefSeq and is a predicted model, not a curated record. Gene Ontology annotation, cellular component: nucleus. The transcript has 3 exons. The coding region runs from base 1 to 1566 and encodes 521 amino acids. Lineage: Eukaryota; Fungi; Ascomycota; Sordariomycetes; Magnaporthales; Pyriculariaceae.